GAAAUCAUUCGUCUGCGGCUCCGCUAGAAGUUGAACUUGAACUUGGUUGAAGGUGGUGCCACUGCACUGGCAGCACCAUGCAAUGCCAUGGCACAUGUGGAACUUUAUGCACACAACGAAGUCAUGCGGAUUCCUUCAUGAGGAGUGCUUUGAAUUCAUUUCUGAAGACGACUUCCAGCGAUGGCGUUGAAUGCAAGGCAUCAUGCUGGGCUCCGGGUGCUCGGAGGAAUGCAAUGGUGGCAGCCACUGGCAGAACUUUUGAACGACACUCUUGGCAUCGCUCCAGAAGUGCUGAGAAAAGCGCCACCGCUAGUCGCGGUGCCCUCCCUGCCUUAUAAUCAUCAGGAAGUGAAUGGUGUAGCGUGUAGAAAGGUGGUUGACUGUCUGCUCUCGGGAAAGAGUGACUUCAACAUUUUCAGACCAGGUGGUUUGGCGUCAGGCGCACUUCGCAGGGAACUCAACGUUGCAGCUGCCAGUUUGGCUAUCAGACAAUUGAGCACAUCAGCUGGUGGUGCGCAACCAGCAGAACCUAGCACAGAGGCUAACAGAACGGUCUUUCAUCAAAACGAUGUCACCACGUCAGAUGUCGAGACUUUGCUGGCAGAGACAAGUGCCAGCGGAGUCCAGCAACCAGAACAUACGGGCGGCAGCCAAAGCUUGCAUAACACCACUUCAUCGUUCGCAGAAGUAGCAUCAAGUAGUCAUACUGAUGAUGGAGAGACUCCAAGGGACAACGAAGAUGAAGUUGGGAGCGUCUCCGCAGAUGAACGGGCAACUAGUGCUUUGGAUGAGGGAAAGGAAGAGGAGGAGAAGUCGGAACGCAAGUUAGCGGAGGUGGCUAAUGAACAGGGAGGCCUUCUACCUGCUGGAAAACGACAGGAGAAAGAUCCGGAUCCAGAGCGAGAAUAUUAUCAUGUGUUGGAGCUUGAAGAGACCAUGAAGAUACUUGAAUCGUUAAGAGGUCAGGAUAUCGAGGUUAUGCACGUGAGGGAGAAGUGCAACUUCACGGACUACAUGGUGGUUGUCACCGGACGGUCCGAACGGCACAUACGGGGCAUGGCGGAAGCAGUCGUCCGAGAGUUAAGUCGAAAAUGCCAAGAGGUCAUGGACGGCUUGACUCCGGCUGUGGAGGGAGAGCCCGGACAAAAUUGGCUACUGGUUGAUGCAGGGAAUAUCAUUGUACAUUUUUUCACCGAGGAUGAGCGGCAAUACUACAGAUUGGAGGAGCUUUGGGGUGGGAAAACACCGAAGAAGAAACAAUACGGUCCGUAUGGCGAAGUGCUUGAAUAAAGAGCAGACACACAGGUUGGCAUUUGUGCAUGCUCGAGCCAAUUCGUAUGACUGUGACGUUCUUAAAAGACAAGAAUCACAAGGUCUAUCAUUCAUUGGUCAGUAUGCAGUAGCUGAGGACAUUCUUCCAUUCAGUCCGCGGCGUGAACGAUGACGUGUGCCCUUUCCUUGGCCGAUCACUUUGCAAAUUUCAAGACGCGAAGUAUCGCAAGUUGGGAG
This is a messenger RNA of Klebsormidium nitens, 1509 nucleotides long. The record is from the annotation of a GenBank genome assembly. NCBI's taxonomy places the organism in Eukaryota, Viridiplantae, Streptophyta, Klebsormidiophyceae, Klebsormidiales, Klebsormidiaceae.